This is a messenger RNA of Nerophis lumbriciformis (worm pipefish), 357 nucleotides long. The record is from RefSeq and is a predicted model, not a curated record. NCBI's taxonomy places the organism in Eukaryota, Metazoa, Chordata, Actinopteri, Syngnathiformes, Syngnathidae.
AUGCCACUGACCGCCAUAGAGCGCACCACCGACCGCCGGGCGAUCUACCAGCUGGUCGAAUUGGCGAACUCGCGGGGCGUCGAGGUGCUGGUUCUCGGCGAACCCCGCCUGCUGGACGGCCAACCGAGCCCCAACAUGGCCCGAAUUCGCCGAUUCGGCGAGCGCUUGAGCAAAGUCAGCGGCUUGCCGAUCGCCUGGGUCGAGGAGACCCUGACCACCGUCGAGGCCGACGAGCUGCUGCGCCAGGCCGAGCUGCGCCUGCACAGUCAGCGCCAGCGGCGCGACUCGUUGGCGGCGCAGGUCCUGCUGCAGGAGUUUCUCGACCAAUCCGAGCCGGCAGCCACCGGGAUUGAAUAG